AGCUGGUUGCAGAGGCGGUGGCUCUCCCCGCCCCACGACCCAGGCGCAGCCGGGCGGGCUGGGGAGCCCCAGCCUGAGCUGCGGCUGCUGUGAGAGCGCAAGAGGGACACGGAACACUCAGACUGCGCUCUUGGGCCGGCCCGGUCCGGCCUAAGGGCUAGCAUCCGCCGCGGGAGGGAGGCGGCUCCAGAGGCAGAGCCCAGCCCGGGAGGAGCCAGAAUGGCAAGGCGUACUUCGGGAGGGAAAACGAGAACCAUGUGGAGUCAAAAGAAGCUUUGCUAGGAACCUCCGGGGACGCGCCGUGUCACUGAGGGUGUCUCGGCGUGUGCUUGUCCCCGGCUCCCUGCGUGGCCCCCAUGGACCCGAGACUGACUCACAGCAGUGGCGGCGGGGACUUUCCCAAGGGGCUUAUGACCGUCAGAUGUUCCUUGGGCACCGGGCCCACGAUGCAGCCCUAUGGAAGCUGUCCUGAGUGGAAUUGGCCCUAGUCUUUACCAAGAAUCCUUAGGAUAUCAGGGUCUCGGCCUUGGGUCUACUCCCCAAGUUCUAUCUAGGUGACUCUUAGGAGUUCAUCUAGUUCCGAUUUCCCCUUCCCCCAUCCCUAUCUUUAUGGAAGAACUUUCCCUGAGACUCCGACACAUCGCCACUUCCCCUCGAUCCUCCUGGUUCCGCCCCCUCCUUCCUUCUUCCCCUCCUCCCCUCACUCCCCCCCCGCCCCCAGACCACGAAUUGCUGGGCUCCGGGGAAAGUGAACUCUCUGCUAGGUUUGUCGCACUCCAGGAGGAUAUUUGGGCUCAAAGCUACAGCCGCCCCCUCGGGGAAAACUAAGGAGUCCGACGCCUGGAACAAGAGCAAGGGCCUGAGCUAGAGCCGGAGGAGAACCCAAGGCUAAAAGGCCGCAACCUCGGAGAUAAGCGGGGCGGCCCGGUGCGGAUACCGAGCAUUCCAGGGUCGCGAUAAGACACAAGUGGACUCCCCGUGGGGGCGGAGCCAUCAUCACCAUGGAGAUGCACUCAGAUUUAGCUGAGAGAUUGCGGACUGAAAAGAGAACAGCGACUCUGUUUCCUCACCCUCUCACCCCCUACCCCCACCCCGGGAAAUCCUCAUAUAGGAGGCAGAUUCAGCUCGGAAUAUGCAGCUUGAAAGCUCUGCUGAUCCUAGAGGGUUUCUCGUAGUCGGUCUCUGGAGCUGGCUCCUGCCUAGGUACUCUGGGAACCAGAGAAUGGCCUUCUGCAUCCGGAGAGGGAGAUAAGAAUCUCUCCUUGUCUUAAUGGGCAUUUCCCAGUGGCGCCUUCUAAUGCAUUAUGCCUGGAGCUGGAUAUGCUGUGUGGCAGGUGCUCUGGCCAGUCCCUUAGGUUAUACACGCGUCCACAGUCUGAGCUUUCACAACCCCAUGGCCUCAAGUGGCUGCUGAGUCUCAUCUGGCUUUUGGUGGGGGGUGGGGUGAGGGACAACACCUCACCCCACCUGCCAUGGGCAGCCCUUAUGAAGAUUACCUGAAUCCUAACAAGGUGUUUGAACACUACAACUUCACCAAGGAGACUCCUGUACCCCCAGACACGCCAUCCCGCCAGGCAGCCUCAGCUUUCAUCGUCCUGCUGUGCUGUGCCAUCAUCCUGGAGAACCUGCUUGUAUUGGCUGCUGUUGCUCGGAAUAGCAAGUUUCAUUCAGCCAUGUACUUGUUCCUGGGCAACUUGGCAGCCUCUGAUCUGCUGGCUGGUGUAGCUUUCAUUGCUAAUACCCUGCUGUCUGGCCCCCGAACGCUGCAGCUGACCCCUGUGCUCUGGUUUAUCCGAGAGGGCUCAGCCUUCAUCACACUUUCUGCCUCAGUCUUCAGCCUGCUGGCCAUCGCCAUUGAGCGGCAUGUAGCUAUUGCAAAAGUGAAGGUAUACGGUAGCGACAAGAGCUGCCGGAUGCUGCUGCUGAUCGGGGCCUGCUGGGUCAUCUCUCUGGCCCUUGGAGGUCUGCCCAUCCUGGGUUGGAACUGUCUUGGUCACCUGGAUGCCUGCUCCACAGUGCUGCCACUCUAUGCCAAGUCCUAUGUCCUUUUUGUGGUGACUGUCUUCACUGCCAUCUUGCUGGCUAUAGUUGCCCUCUAUGUGCGCAUCUACUGUGUAGUGCGUUCUAGCCACGCAGAGCUGGCUGGACCACAUACCCUGGCACUGCUGAAGACAGUGACCAUCGUGUUGGGUGUCUUCAUCGUUUGCUGGCUGCCAGCCUUCAUUGUACUGCUGUUGGACACCUCCUGCCCUGUGCGUGCCUGCCCUGUGCUCUACAAAGCCCACUACUUCUUUGCCUUUGCUACAUUCAACUCAUUGCUCAAUCCUGUCAUCUACACAUGGCGCAGCAGAGACCUUCGGCGGGAGGUGCUUCGGCCCCUGUGCUGUUGGGGGCCUCGAACCCGGCAGGGUCAUGGAGGGACCCCAGGGCGUUGCCUCCUGCCCCUUCGAAGCUCAAGCUCCCUGGAACGUGGCACACAGAUGCCCACAUCACCUACAUUCAUGGAGGGAAACACAGUGGUGUGAAGGGUGUGUGUGUAUGUGUGUGAGACUGUAGCUUGAGAAGGAGGUGCUAAAGGGCACAUUGGUAACCGGAAGGGGGGAUGAUUCUUUGGGGCAAGGUCAGAGCCCACAAUCUCUGGAAAGUUGUGAAUGAGAGGUGGGACAAACUGCUCUUUCCCAAAGAGUCUGAUAUAAGAUUAGAGAGGUUUGAGGGGCCAACAUUGUCACCACUGCCCCUGUAGACACCUCAUCUUUUCCAUCACCGUCCUCCUUACUUGUUCCUUCCCUUGUGUACAUAUCCAAUGCCUUUAAUUUCCACCUUUCCCUUCCAGUUUCUAAAGGGUUCAGGGACUCUUCCCUCUCUGUCCUUCCAACUGUACAAGUCCACAGCUUCCCCAAAUCUUGACAGCUGACGGUUACAUCUCCUUCCCUUCCUCACCCCACCACAUGCUGGGAAAUCACAAGAUGGGAAGGGGGAGGGCUGCCAAGUGCCAUUCUUGGUCUUCUGUGGCUAUGUACGCUGUUGUGGGGGUAGAGAAUAAAGGGAAAAGACACUGAGGUCCCAAAGACUUGACUUGGAAGAAGAUUGGGGGAACAGGGAGGAGGCCAAUCUAUUGAAGCCCUCCUUCCAGGAGCCAGGUUCCCCUGUAGGUCUUUUCUUGUCACCUCUCCCCCCUACUCGUUAGACCAGUUUGGGGAGUAGGGGAGUACUCCUGACAUCCCAGAUUAGGGGUGAAAAAAAGCUGAGGUUAGCUCUUGUGGGAAUUAUAUACUGCUCUCACCAUGGACCCCAAGCUCAGUCCUCCUUUCCCCCUCCCAGCUUUCCUCCCCAUUUAUCCAUCCUUUGCCAGCCCCCACAAAGUAUCAUAUCCCGUAGAACAUGUGAGACCUCUAACCCUAGCAGACUGGCUAUUACCCAGUUCAAAUUAGACUGAAUGGGAGUUAGAAGAAUGAACAGAAGCCCUGGGGCUGCUCCCCCUCCCCACCCCCUAACUCUACAGAAAAGGCCUGGAACCCUGUGGAUGAAAGGGAAUCAAACGGUACAAAUGAGCAUGUAUAUUUAUGUCUGUGAGAGUGUGCAUGCUUCUGUGUGUGUAUAUGUGUGUCUCCAUUCCCUCAACUCUCUUUUGUUUUUCCUCAGUGACUUGUAGUUUGAAUAUUCCACAUUUUUGUUUCUCUGGUCUUUGUUGAAGUAACCCAAGGGGAGGGGGAACAGUUCUCUCCUUCCGGUCCUAAUGCUUCUUGUGGAAUGACAAGGAAGUCAUUCCCAUUGGGGGUGGGGUGGGGGAGGGAUCUCACACGCCGCCUAUUGUCCACUAAUCGGGCAAAAAAAGGUCUUAAUAGGACUCUUGAGAGGAGACUUUUUGCCAAAGACAACUGCAAUGAAGAUAAAAAGAGGAGAGAGGAACAGACUCCAUAUUCUGUCUGUCUUUUUGGGAAAUCCCAUAUGCCUCUCUCUUCCCUCAGCCUCUGACCUUGGGCUGAUUAAACGGUUCAGUUUGACUUCU
Messenger RNA from Phascolarctos cinereus (koala), 4009 nucleotides. RefSeq names its product sphingosine-1-phosphate receptor 2 (gene S1PR2). The record is from RefSeq and is a predicted model, not a curated record. Lineage: Eukaryota; Metazoa; Chordata; Mammalia; Diprotodontia; Phascolarctidae. Gene Ontology annotation, molecular function: sphingosine-1-phosphate receptor activity. Gene Ontology annotation, biological process: G protein-coupled receptor signaling pathway. Gene Ontology annotation, cellular component: membrane.